This is a messenger RNA of Salvia hispanica, 471 nucleotides long. Lineage: Eukaryota; Viridiplantae; Streptophyta; Magnoliopsida; Lamiales; Lamiaceae. The record is from RefSeq and is a predicted model, not a curated record.
AUGGGAGGAAUGAGAGAGAUCACGAGAUCCUACUACGAGAGAGCAAGCGAGGCCGAGAAGGAAAAGAUCAAACUAACCUUCGCAAAAUUCGACAUCAACGGCGACGGGAAGAUAACCAUUGCGGAGCUCAAAAGCCUGAUGAGAAUCCCGGAAGACGUGUUCCAUAAACUAGAUGUGAAUGGCGACGGGUGCCUCGAUUUCGACGAGUUUCUGUGCCUUCACUACAUCAGUGCUAGUAAGAUGCCGUUAGUCUAUUGCGACGGCUGCUCUCAGUUUAUGGAGGGCCCUUACUUCUCUUGCUUGCUUUGCCUCGGAAGAGGCGCUAAUACGUACGACCUCUGCUGUUCUUGCUACCGCCGGUGUGCCGAGUCGUCGCAUGAGCACUCGGUCGAGCACAUGGUGGAUCAUCUCUCUCUGCUCAAGCUCUUCAGGGAAGAAAAAGCUCAAAACAAGGUACCAAACAAAAACUAA